Messenger RNA from Rotaria sp. Silwood1, 738 nucleotides. NCBI's taxonomy places the organism in Eukaryota, Metazoa, Rotifera, Eurotatoria, Philodinida, Philodinidae. The record is from the annotation of a GenBank genome assembly.
AUGUGGAAAAAUGAACAAAAUAAAACCAGUGCCACUAACUCUGAUGACUUACCUCCAGCUUAUUCACUUCAUCAACAUGCAUGUCUCACACUUAAUUGGACUGAUCGUCUACGACUCAUUCGAUUUCCAACAAACAUUAUCUCUGUUAUUCGACAGGCUAUUCUCACUAGUUGGUAUCCUGGUUUACAAAAAGAGAAAGAAUAUGCAGGUGCAUAUGAAUUCAAGUUAAAUGGAAAUCCAUGGCAUGGUCAAGGAAGUGAAGCAGUAGAAGCUCGAGCUAUGAUGAUGUCAGUUCUUUCAGCUUUGCAUCAUCAAGGUUGGUAUCUUCUAAUGUCAACUGAUGUUUCCAAGAAAAAAAGUGAUAAAGAUUCAUUGAUUUUUCAACUUGGUAUUCCUCCACCAUCAACAUCAUUUUUCGCUGUGUCAUUGAAUGAAUGGGACAAGUUACGUUUGAUUGGUGCUCCAAAUGAACUAAUACGUGCAGCUCAACAAACUAUUGGUAAAGAUGAAAUACAACGAGAAGAAUGGAUUUAUUCAGAAACAGCUUAUCAAUUUAAAUUGAUCGGUUAUCCAUGGGAAGCUGAUGGUGACGAAGCAGUGACUAGUCGAAUAAAACUUCUGGCUUUACUUGAUUGUUUUACAUCGUUCGGUUGGCAAUUACAUGCAAGUAUUGAUAUGAGUAUAGGUCAUGAAGGUCGUGAUACUGACACUUGGUUUUUUCGUCGAAGUAAUCAAUGA